UUAAACACAAACAUCCCCAAAUCUUCUGUCACCCUCACUCGGCCUCCCCACUUCUUUUGGUUCUUCAUCAACACACCGAUUUUUGUGUCAUGUCUUACAACAAAUAUUCAAAACCUAUCCGUUACAAUAAAGCAACCAACGUCGCCGUUUCGCCGGGAACCAUCAAAUUCCGGCUACUAUGCGACAUUGCCGCGGCCGGUGGCUUAAUCGGACGCUCCGGCAGCAUCAUCAAGGAGCUUGAGUACGAAACCUCCUCUAAGAUCCGCGUAGACGACGCAAUUUCAACAACCAGUAAGGAACGCCUCGUCCAUGUCAUUGGAACCAUCUCCUUGAACCGAAAAUUCUGGUUGUCCGACGAGGAAGAGGUGGCGGUAUCGGCGGCUCAGGAGGGUUUAAUUAGGGUUUUUGACCGCACUGUGGAGGUGAAUCCACCGGUGGUAGUAGGCGGGACGGUGAGGUGUCGGUUGCUCGUGGGGCCUGGGACAGUAGGAGCAGUGAUGGGAGCAAAAGCAGAGAGGGUUAACAAGAUUAGUAGGGAAACAGGUGUUUACAUCAAGAUUAUUGGCGCCAAUGAGUUGGUUAUGCCUUGUGCUCGUCCUUCUGAUGAAAUGAUUCUGAUAACUGGUGGCAGCCUAGCUGUAAAGAAAGCUCUUUACGCUGUUUCACGAUAUAUUCAACAGAAGACAUUACAACUAAUAGGAGAAGCUAAUGCAGAAUCUGCGAUUCUAUUUCCAAGCAUGAAAAUGGAGACAGGUGAUGCUGCAGUUAUUGAUAGAGGGAAUGAAAGAGUUGUAGCAGAAGUGGUUUUCAAGCUACUUUGUACUUGGAAUGAGGCUGGUGCUGUGAUAGGCUUCAAAGGGAGAAGAGUGAAAGCUCUAGAGGAAGAAACCGGGGCUUCUAUACUGCUUUCUCCUCCCGGGGAUGACUAUAAUCAACGUGUCUUGUCUGUUUCUGCUUUUGAGAACAGGAAAUCGAAUCACUCUACUGCACAAAACGCUCUUGCUCGUGUGUUUAAUGAAAUGAUGUCAUUAGAGGAGAAUGAAAAUGUAACCGCCAGACUCCUUAUCCAGCCUGACCAAUUGGGUUGCCUGAAUAUUCUAAGGGAUUCUAUCAAAGAAACUGGUGCUACAUUGCAAAUUUUGGAACAGAAUUACGCUUAUGCUGGUGCUUCAACUGAUGAAAAAGUUAUACAGAUAAAUGGUGACAAUUCCAGUGUGCAAAUUGCUCUAUUUCAAGUCACUUGGAUGCUGAGAGAGUGUGCUUUUGGCGCAAUACCAUCCAUGAACAGCUUACCUCUUCUUCCCCACAAACUUUUCAAUCUGCUUUCAAAUCUCAACGAAAGAGCUGUGUUAACAGAGAAAAUGAAAAACUGUAGAGUUACAAAAGAAUCUAAUGGCUCUCCACCCUCUAAGGUCUGGCACUCUGAGGUUUGCAGUGGACGCUGCUUGUCUGCCAAUACAGAACCUCGAAGAGAUUUGACUACAGUUAACAGUGGUCCUGAACAUGACAGUGACAACAGAUCUGUUAUUGUGACAAAUACAAAGAUGGAGAUUGCUGUUCGUGCAGACAUGUUUAGUUCUGUUUUUGGUGAUGAUGGCCGGAAUCUAUCUCGUCUACGAAGGAUAUCAGGAGCAAAAGUUGAAGUGCAGGAUUGUUACCUUGGUGGUGAUGGGAAGGUUAUCGUAUCUGGAACACCUGAUCAGACCCUGUCAGCCCAGAGCCUCCUCCAAGCGUUUAUCAUGGCUGCUCAAUGACUGUCUAAGCCUCUUGUUAUCGUGAUUUUGCAUAUACACGCUGUAGAUUGAGAUGUAUUUGACUCUUCUUUUGCUAACACUAACUUUAUGUAAAUAAUUGCCAUUAGAACCUCAGAACAAAUUUGUUCACUGAAUGGGAAAAGCUCUUAAAAAGUUUCUCCUACCACUGUUAGGCAUUUUUGCUGAUUACACUAGUUUGUAUAUUUAUCGGUUGGUUGAUUUUGUAAGUUGAUACAUUUGGCGUUUUCAUAUAACUGAUGCUAGCUAUACAUUUGGAGUA
Spinacia oleracea (spinach) is the source of this 2034-nucleotide messenger RNA. RefSeq names its product KH domain-containing protein HEN4. The record is from RefSeq and is a predicted model, not a curated record. Gene Ontology annotation, molecular function: RNA binding. The transcript has 7 exons. The coding region runs from base 90 to 1754 and encodes 554 amino acids. Lineage: Eukaryota; Viridiplantae; Streptophyta; Magnoliopsida; Caryophyllales; Amaranthaceae.